UCCUCAGGAAGGGAUGGGUCAAUUAAAAAUAGUCGCGGGAGGCGUAAAACUGGAAGGAAAGGCUUUUAUACUGGACAGAUUGAUUGCCAGUAAUAUAAAGUCGAGGAACGGCCAGCCAAUUGUGAUCGAAUCCAGUAGGAAUCUAACCCUAUCCACAAGGGACGAAACGGGGGCUUUAAGUAAUCGAAUAUUUUUAGGUAACGACCGAUUAGAUUGCCUCGCAAAAAGCUUCAAGGUGUUGGAUGAGAAGGGGUACACGCUCUUUUCCGCCAACCCCAAUGAAGUCCUUAUAGGUACGGAAAUACUUAAAGUAACGGGAGAGGGUGGAACAAUUUUUUCCGGUUCGGUACAAACUCCCCUUCUUCGUGCAGAAUCAGGACACGAUCUUAGCUCAAUUUUCAGUGUAAAGCAGCGAUUGCAAGAAAAAAAAUCUCUCACUGCCUAUUUAAAAUCAACGUCCUUGAAUAUCGUAACUUAUUGG
Molecule: messenger RNA, 481 nt
Organism: Agrilus planipennis (emerald ash borer)
Lineage: Eukaryota; Metazoa; Arthropoda; Insecta; Coleoptera; Buprestidae
Product: zeta-sarcoglycan-like
Exons: 3
Biological process (GO): cardiac muscle tissue development; heart contraction
Cellular component (GO): sarcoglycan complex; sarcolemma
Source: RefSeq, a predicted model, not a curated record